Choloepus didactylus (southern two-toed sloth) is the source of this 2905-nucleotide messenger RNA. RefSeq names its product N-acetyltransferase domain containing 1 (gene NATD1). The transcript has 3 exons. Lineage: Eukaryota; Metazoa; Chordata; Mammalia; Pilosa; Megalonychidae. The coding region runs from base 71 to 403 and encodes 110 amino acids. The record is from RefSeq and is a predicted model, not a curated record.
CGCCGAGUGUCAGUCUCCGCGCCGCCGCCUGCGGUCUCCGCUCCCGCGCGCGCCCCCCGCCGCCGCCCCGAUGGCGCACUCGGCUUCCCCCGGCGCCCCGGAGCCCGGCUGCCCCGUCCGCGUGGAGCACGACCGCCGGCGCCGCCAGUUCUCCGUGCGCCUCAACGGCUGCCACGACCGUGCCAUCCUGCUCUACGAGUACGUGGGCAAGCGGACGGUGGACCUGCAGCACACGGAGGUCCCCGACGCCUACCGGGGGCGCGGCAUCGCCAAGCAUCUCGCCAAGGCUGCGCUGGACUUCGUGGUGGAGGAGGAUCUGAAAGCCCAUCUCACGUGCUGGUACAUCCAGAAGUACGUCAAGGAGAACCCCCUGCCCCAGUACCUGGAGCGUCUGCAGCCGUGACCCCGGCCCCAGGGCGGAACCACUCCCUUCCGGACCUUCCUGCCGGCCCCGCCCGCCGGCCGUCUGCUCUCAGGAAACCCUGUCCCCGUCGGGAACACACUCAGUUACUUUGUUAAGGACACGUCCCUGUAGCCCCAUCUCCAGACCCAGCGGCGUCUGGUUUGCCGCAUCUGGACCUGCCCUGCCUCGGGGGUCGGGAGUCACCUGCGGAGGCUGGGAUGGGGGGAGGCAGCCCCCGCCCCGUCCUGCUCGCUCCAGAGCCUGUCCCCGUGUGCCCCCCAUCCCCUGUCCCCCCGUUCCCCUGUCCUCCAGCCUCCACCUGCAGGAGGAGGUGGAACACGGCCCCUGGUCGGGCCCCUGCGAGGGGCAGCGGGCGGGACGUGGGGGCUGAGCCAUGCUGCCCCGAGAGGGCCGGGAGCGAGCACAGGAGGACGGGCAGGCCGAGGGGGCCGGGGGCUAGUGACCCAGCUCGGGAGGGGGCUAGUGACCCUGACCGGCCGCGCGAGGGGGGCCUGGGGCCAGGACACCUCUCUGGCGGGUCCAGUCGCCAUCUGCUGACCCCUGCCCUGGGCUCCCUGAGGGGCCAGGACGUCCGCCUGGGGACCCCGCGGCUGAGCCCUUCCCGCCCGUGAGGAAGGCGGUUCCCGAAGCCAAGAGGAGCGGAGAGAAGUCCGGGUGCCGGGGGCGCCGGCCGCCUUCCGUCUCGCAGGCUCUGCCCUGGCGCGGGGCGGACCCCGGAGCGGUGGGCUGAGCGCGGCCGGGACCCCGCGGUGCCCACCCUUGCGGGUGCAUCGCGCAUCGGUGGGGGCUGGCUGGGGAGCGGCGGGGGUCUCCCUCCGCACCCACUCCCCUCUGCGCUCGCAUCUGCGGGCCCCGCGGGAAUCCCCACUCCCAUCCUGCCCGCCCAUCUGCCCUCCUCCCCCGGCCAGGGCUGCGCGGGGGCUUCGCUGCUGCUGCCGCCGGGGGAGGGAGCGAGGGAGGGAGGCCAAGCACCCCCCGGACCCUGCUCGUCCCCAAAGGGGCGGCCGCGUCUGCGCCAUCCGAGGCUCCCCCGCCCUGCGCGCCUUCCCCUUUGCCUGCUCCCGACGCGCCCCAGACGCACCCCUCAGGUCCAGCCUGGGAGCCGCACCCGGGCUCCCCCGGGCACUUUCUGGGGGUCCCGGUCUCCUGUCCUCGGCUCCCACAACGGCCACGUCCAUUCCUGCCCGCAGUGGGAGGGGAGGGGCAGCCAGCAGCCAGGGUCUCUUUGGGGCUGGGGUCCCUCCGGGCGUCUGGGCAGGAGCCCCGGCCACGCCCCCUCUGUCGGACGACCCCGCCUUGGCGCCCAGGAGUCCCUCUCCUCCCCUUCCUCGCGGUGGAGGGACACCCCCGCCCUCGAGCCCACCUCCCCACGCUGGCUGCAUGGAGCCUGGCAGUGCCCUCCGGGGCCCCCGUCCUAGCCCUGUCGCCAGCCCCCUGCCAGCGGCCCCCUCAGCAGAGUCCACAGGACUGGGGGUGCCCCGGCCUGGCACGCUGAGGCAAAUGAGGUGGAAGGUCCUGGAGUGGACGAUGGGCCAGCUGGGGUCUGAGCCUCCCCCUCCCUCUGCUGUCGCCGGGGCAGACAGGCGGGGGUCCCUUUCCCUGCCCUCUCCAGGACCCCCCCCCCCCCCCCCGCAGCCGCACACAUCCCUCCCCAAGGUCAAGGGCAGCCUGCCUGGAGAAGUGUUCUCUCCCCGGUAGCCCGGUGACUGCGCUACUCUGUGUCCUCGGCCGCCAGCCGGGCAGUGCCGGCCUUCGGGGGGCCCUGGCCUCGGUGUCCACCCUGGCCCGGCCGCGGGAGGCCGGUGGUGCAGCGCGGGAGCCCCUUCCCCCCUCAGCCUGAGCCUGAGCUCCCCGGCGCUGUGUCCCCAGAGCGAAUGGCCAGCCCAGCACACACGACACUGAGUACUUGAACCAGGACACGCAUGGGCGCUGGAAGCCUUGGGUGGGCCCGGGCCCCUCACCACGGGCUGCCUUAAAGCACCACUGCCCCCGCCAGCAGGGGGUCUCCACAGAGCCUCACUCAGCAGCAAUAGCCACAUCCCGGAGUGGGGUUCAGGGUCUGCCCCACCCAGGCUCCCCUGGCCCACACCCCCGUUCCGGCCACGGCCGCUUCUCCCCACUGGUGCUGACCCAUCUGUUUUGUAUCCCAGGACGGCCCCCGCCUGCCAGGCUCCCUGGGCGCAGGUGGCAGGGCACGAGGGGGUCAUUUCACAGGCCACGGAGAGGGGACCAGCGGGGGCGUCAGGGAGAACGGGGGCCCCACACCAGGCUCCCCAGGGAUCUCCCUGCAGCCUUGUGCCCUCUUGCCACGUCUCACUCUGGGUCUCUCUCUGCCCCGUCAAGGGUGGAGACUCAUGUGCCUUCCCCACUCAGGGCCCGUUUCGGGGGUGCUGGGCCAAGGCCGGUCUCAGACCUGCUGCCGUGUUGUCUAAGUUCAGGAACCUGCUGCCUGGAGGACGCUCAAUAAAAGCUGUGGCCUGA